Messenger RNA from Tetranychus urticae (two-spotted spider mite), 838 nucleotides. RefSeq lists its product as uncharacterized. The record is from RefSeq and is a predicted model, not a curated record. NCBI's taxonomy places the organism in Eukaryota, Metazoa, Arthropoda, Arachnida, Trombidiformes, Tetranychidae.
CAGUCAACAAGUGAACAUCAUAUAAAAAUAGUAUUGGAAUCCAACUUGGUAGUGUCGAGUAAAGUGUCUCUUGGAUAGUAAAACACCAAACAGUUGUGCUUUUUGUUUGUGAUAUUAUUCAGUUUCCUAGCUGUGUCAAUCCAUUUAGCUUUAUCCACUUUUUUGUCUUCUUUUUUUUCAAAUCAACAAUCAAAAUGAGUCCCAUUUGGAGUAUACUUCUUAUUGCCCUUCUCUAUGUUAACCUUAGCCUUGUCGAGGCAGGUAAAAAGAUGAACCAAGAUGAAGUUAUUGUAAUCAACAAUAAUGGCGGUGGUAAGUGCGGUGGACAUACAAGGACAAUUGUCAAAACUGCUGGUCAAGGCAAGAAAGGCAAAGGAAAGAAGGGUAAAGGUCACAAGAUCAUUUUAUCUUCUGGCGGAGGCAAAUGUCCAGGAGAAUCAAAGGUUACUCACAUUCCUUUCCCAAUGCCUGUUCCUCAUUAUGAGCAUGUACACCAUCACUCUGGCUGGGGCCAUGGAUCUGAACGAAGAGAAGGUCAAAUGGCUGCUGGAUCCAUGCCAGUGGGCAGUAUGACUUCCGGUAGUUCACCAGUUCCAUCAUCAGACAAGGGUGACAGAGGAAUGAUGAUGCCUUUCCCAUUUGAUGCCCAACGAAUGGACAUGCCUUAUCCACCACAUCACAUGGAAAUGUCUGGUGCCAAUCCUGCUGUUGCUUAUGUACCACAUCCAUAUGCUCAACAACAAGCCCACCAUGGACACGGUCCUCACCAUCAUCAUCAGGGUUAUGGACCAAUGCAACAUCAAUACAUGUAAAACUCGUAUAUUUUGUUGUAUUUUAU